AUGAUCUCCCAGGGAGAAGGAGAACGUGAAAGUGAACUAAUAUUAGAUAAAGAGCAAAACAGAUUUUUGAUCAACAACGAUAACAAAGAAGAAACUGAAGAUCUUAAUACAGGAGAGUGGCUGAACCUGAGCCUAGGUAGGAAUUUGCUCUCAACAGAGGGAGACACAGACUCACAGUCAAGACCAGCUUCUGGCAAGGUGUUUUCUUGUAACUUCUGCAUGAGGAAGUUCUUCAGCUCGCAGGCAUUAGGGGGUCACCAGAACGCCCACAAGAGAGAAAGAGGUGCAGCCAGAAGAUACCAGUCUCAAAGAAUGAUGUCAAUGAUGGGAUUUCCGUUCACUACUUCUACAGUUAGAUCACUCAGCGUUCAGCCCCACGCACUUGUGCACAAGCCAAGCAGAGAUGAAACUUCACUUGUAGCAAGAUUCAAUGAUGCAAAUACAAGGUUUAGCAUGAGGCCUUUCACACUGGACGAUGUAAUGGAUUCUAUGUGGCCAGGCAGCUUCCGGUUGGAUUCACAAGUAUUAGAGCCACAAUCAGAGCCAUGCAAGCUUGACUUAAACCUUCGGCUCUGA
Prunus armeniaca (apricot) is the source of this 576-nucleotide messenger RNA. Lineage: Eukaryota; Viridiplantae; Streptophyta; Magnoliopsida; Rosales; Rosaceae. The record is from the annotation of a GenBank genome assembly.